Meloidogyne enterolobii is the source of this 372-nucleotide messenger RNA. The record is from the annotation of a GenBank genome assembly. NCBI's taxonomy places the organism in Eukaryota, Metazoa, Nematoda, Chromadorea, Rhabditida, Meloidogynidae.
AUGUUUGGAGAAUAUUUAAUUAUUUUACGCGUUAUGGCAUCUACAGUUUUCGCUUUUUGUCUUUUUAAUACAAUGGCCCAAGCACAAGCAGAUUCCACACUGGAAGCGGACCUUUUUCUACGCAAUAUGCUUCUUAGACAGUAUUUAGAUAGUCAGAUUUUUGGAGCAAAAGCGGGUCUUAACCUUGGUCUGACAGAAGUGGAAAGUAGAAAUGAAGUAUCUAAACGAUCUGUGCCACGUAUUUCAUUUGAAUCUGAUUUUUCUUUUGAUAAUAACGGUUUCUGGCGUCAACGUAGAGCACCAGCAGAUUUGAGAUUUUCAAAAAGGCUAAUACGUCUCUCUGAUCAGUAUACGCCAACGCCUUGUAGGUAA